Molecule: messenger RNA, 1707 nt
Organism: Striga hermonthica
Lineage: Eukaryota; Viridiplantae; Streptophyta; Magnoliopsida; Lamiales; Orobanchaceae
Source: the annotation of a GenBank genome assembly
AUGGAGGUGUCACCGGCGACGACGACGGACGACGUCGUUCAGGAGAUAAUGAGGCUCCACCGGUCUUUGCCCGACCGGCCGGGGAUCGAGGAAGUCGAAGCCGCGAGGACCCUGAUCCGGAAUGUGGAAAGGGAAGAUCAGGCGAGGCUUGAGAGUGUCGAGAGGCGAAUCAGGGGCAGAGACGUGCCUGAAGAAUUGUUCCGGAUUCUGCAGGAGAUGCAGAGGAGCAUGAUCCAUUUCCAGAGCAAGGAGCAGACGAGGGAGGCGCUGAAGCUGUUGGAUCUCGAGGGCGUCCACAUGGCGUUCGACGAAUUGAUCCAGAGAGCAUCCAGAUGCCUUCCGGGAUCUUCUGUUCCCGAAGAGCCUGCGUCAAACAAGGCCUCCUACGACUCGUCCAUCAGCCUGAGCUCGACCAUGAAUACCUCGACGGCCGCCACGUCAGCAUCCUCGUCUUCUUCUUCCAGUUUCUUGAACGACAAGGAGUACGCAAGGUCCUUGGGACCUGGUUUUUCCAAGGAUGACUCAUAUGUGAAGAAAGCAAAGAUGGCCUUUCGCGUGGACGGCUUGGAGGUCGGAGCCCGAUCAGGAGAUGCCUUUGCUAUGCCGCGAAUUAUAGAUCCCACUCUUGCUAAACCAAUUACUACUUCCGGGCAAGAUGGUGAGAAACUGAGCCUGAUAAGACUGGCCAGCCUUAUUGAGGUGUCGGCAAAGAAAGGUACUCAAGCACUCACUCUCCAGGGCAAACUAUCCGACCAGGUCGAGUGGCUUCCUGACUCAAUCGGGAAGCUCACGAAUCUGAUCACGCUGGAUUUAUCAGAAAACAGGAUCUCCGCCUUACCGGACACCAUAGGGGCACUUUUGUCAUUACAGACUCUGGAUUUGCAUGGGAACAUGAUCGGCGAUUUGCCAGAAACUAUAGGGAAUCUGCUCAGCCUGAUCCGUCUAGAUCUCAGAGGAAACCAGUUAAAAUCACUGCCUCCUACUAUUUCUAGGUUGAUUAAUCUUCAAGAGCUGGACCUGAGCUCAAACGGGCUGUCGUCCCUCCCUGAGGCCAUUGGGUCCCUCGUGAGUCUCGAGAAACUAAUCAUUGAGACAAACAAUAUUGAAGAAAUCCCUCACACGAUCAGCCAGUGUGCCUCUCUCAAGGAGCUUCGAGCAGACUAUAACCGACUCAAGGCCCUUCCCGAGGCGGUGGGCCGGAUCGCGUCUCUAGAGAUUCUCACUGUGAGAUAUAAUAACAUUAAACAGCUGCCAACCACUAUGUCGUCUCUGACAAACUUGCAGGAGCUGGAUGUCAGCUUCAAUGAGCUGGAAUCGGUCCCUGAGAGCUUGUGCUUUGCCACGUCACUUGUGAAGAUGAACAUAAGCAACAACUUUGCUGACCUGCAGUCCCUGCCGAGGUCCAUCGGGAACCUUGAAAAUCUUGAGGUGUUGGACAUGAGCAAUAAUCAGAUAAGGUUUUUGCCAGACUCUUUUAGAAUGCUGACUGGGCUUCGUGUAUUGAAUGUGGAGGGAAAUCCUCUUGCAGUUCCCCCAAGGAACGUGAUUGAGAGAGGGCCUCAGGCCAUUGUUCAAUACAUGGCUGAAAUUGUUGGUCAGAAACAGGUCAAGUCACAGCCGGUCAAGCAAAAAAAGUCAUGGGGGAUUUGCUUCUUUUCAAAAUCCAACAAACGCAAACGAGAAGGUCCCGACUAUGGUAAAGCUUAG